AUGUCCAACAGCAGCUCCAUCACACAGUUCCUCCUCCUGGCAUUCGCAGACACACGGGAGCUGCAGCUCUUGCACUUCUGGCUCUUCCUGGGCAUCUACCUGGCUGCCCUCCUGGGCAACGGCCUCAUCAUCACCACCAUCACCUGUGACCACCACCUCCACACCCCCAUGUACUUCUUCCUCCUCAACCUCUCUGUUCUAGACCUGGGCUCCAUCUCCACCACUGUCCCCAAAUCCAUGGCCAAUUCUCUCUGGGACACAAGGGCCAUUUCCUACUUGGGAUGUGCGACACAGAUAUUUUUUUUCUUUUCCUGUGCUACAGCAGAGUUUUAUCUCCUCACUGUCAUGUCCUACGACCGCUACGUUGCCAUCUGCAAACCCCUGCACUACGGGACCCUCCUGGGCAGCAGAGCUUGUGUCCACAUGGCAGCAGCUGCCUGGGGCGCUGCGUUUCUCAAUGCUCUGCUGCACACGGCCAAUACAUUUUCCCUGUCCCUCUGCCAGGGCAAUGUUGUGGAUCAGUUCUUCUGUGAAAUCCCACAGAUCCUCAAGCUCUCCUGCUUAGAUUCUGAUCUCAAGGAAGAUGGGCUUCUUGUAGUCACUGCGUUUUUUGGUUUUGGUUGUUUUGUUUUCAUUGUGGUGUCCUAUGUUCAGAUCUUCAGGGCUGUGCUGAGGAUCCCCUCUGAGCAGGGACAGCACAAAGCCUUUUCUAUGUGCCUCCCUCAUCUGGCCGUGGUCUCCCUUUUUCUCAGCACCUCGUUUUUUGCUUACCUGAAGCCCCAAUCAAUCUCUUCUCCAUCCCUGGACCUGGUGGUUACUGUUCUCUACUCAUUGGUGCCUCCUGUAGUAAACCCCCUCAUCUACAGCUUGAGGAACCAGGAGCUCAAAGAUGCUCUUAAAAAGCUAUGUAACUGCUGA
This is a messenger RNA of Cuculus canorus (common cuckoo), 918 nucleotides long. RefSeq names its product olfactory receptor 14A16-like. Gene Ontology annotation, molecular function: G protein-coupled receptor activity; olfactory receptor activity. Gene Ontology annotation, biological process: G protein-coupled receptor signaling pathway. Bases 1 to 918 code for a protein of 305 amino acids. Gene Ontology annotation, cellular component: membrane. The transcript has a single exon. NCBI's taxonomy places the organism in Eukaryota, Metazoa, Chordata, Aves, Cuculiformes, Cuculidae. The record is from RefSeq and is a predicted model, not a curated record.